GCCGAGUCAGUUUGCACCGAGUCCUCAACGUGGGAGCAGUGCUCUGUUAAUAAAAGUGUGCUGUAUUUUACCAGUGGUUAUAAGAGAUUAUAAUAAUAUAUUACAAAAAAAAAAAACAAUUUCUUCUUCCAUCAUCAUCCUGUCACGACCGAACGUUGUUUUCAGUCCAGUAAUGUCUCUGGAGGAUUCACGACGUUCUCAACGACCGUACAGGUACGGUAUGGUCCUUUUAUGUGUUGGAGCUUUGAUAAAUUGGCUAGGACUUGCGGAAAAUUAUGUCGAACCAGUCCGAUACGUUGGAGUUGCAUGCAUAGUAGCAGGGGCACUUUUGAUAUGUGCAGCUAUGUGUUGCUGGUUACACGCGCCGCCAACUCGGACUAGCACGCACGCGCAACACGCGAAUCAUCCAAUCACGGCCCAGAUUGACGAUCCAAUUCAUGUGAUUUCAAUCGAGGAACCGUCGAAUGGUGCAAGACAAAAGCCACCGGAUUAUGAAGCUGUAACUGAUGCGCCACCAAGUUAUGAUGAUGCCAUUAAAUUGAAUCCUGGUCAUUUGAUUAGGUUAAGUACGAGUAGUACGGCAUCUUUACCAACAGAACAUACGAUACCGGGAACCGUUGAAUUGGUUCCCGGUGAAACCAUGCGAACACCGCCACCGCCAUAUGCGAGGUGAAAGAUUUUUUGAAGCAUGGUGGUUACGAAAAAAAACGAGAGGGUUGCUGCGAGAUGGCAGCAGCUUAAAAAGAGAGACGACCGAGGAAGUGUAAAGAGUCUAUUAAAAGUCUUCAUGACACGAAUGACACUAAGAGACACCGUAUUUUUUAUGUGUGUUUUUUAUUAUUGUCAAUAUUAGCGCUAAUUGUCGCAAAGGGGAUAAUUUUUUCUGAGAAAAAAAAACCAUUGCGAUUGGGCGUUAAAAUGGACUAUUACAAAAGUAAAAGUGCGAUCAUCCAGGGUAGAAGAUAAAACGUGGCAUGUUCCUUUCUCCGAAAAAAAAA
Polistes dominula (European paper wasp) is the source of this 998-nucleotide messenger RNA. RefSeq lists its product as uncharacterized. The record is from RefSeq and is a predicted model, not a curated record. Lineage: Eukaryota; Metazoa; Arthropoda; Insecta; Hymenoptera; Vespidae.